CCUAACCAGACUUAAAGACUCUUCGUCUUUCUUAAAUUUCACUUUAGUUUGGUCGGAAUGAUGGCGACAGAUAAUUUCCAGCGUAUCUCGUCAUUGUCAUCAUCUUUACGGAAACCACAGCCACAAAAUCCACAUCCCGUCGAUUACAUUGGAAGCUUUAUGACACUGGUCUCUAAAUACGGUUUACGAUACCAAGGCUUUCUCUAUCAUCUCAAUCACGAUGAAAAGACUCUAUGUCUUAUAAACGUGAUAUGUUACGGCACGGAGGGCAGGAACCUUAUCGGGUUUCAUAUUCCACCUUCUUAUGAACUUUAUAGUUACAUUGUUUUCACCACAACUCAGAUAAAGGCAAGUAUGUGCGUUAACUUAUGUACGUAUCAUCAAUUUAAUAUUCUUUCUAAUUUGAUGCUUUCUUGGCUAAAUGUAGUAGUUGAUUCUCCAGCGAGCUUAGCACGAGGACUAGGUAGUAAGAUUUAUCGUCCCCCAAAACCACCACUCCCAUAUGUAUACUCGUCAUACAAUCAAGACGGUGCUAAGAUACGCCAAAAAGUUCCAUUAUUAAUUUCCAAUGAAAAGCUCAGCAAAACGGAAGCUAUUUAUGAUUAUGAUGCUUCUUUAAGUAUGGGAUCAGUCAAUGAUGGAUUACAAAUUGCUUGUAAACCUCUUGCUUUACAGCAAUAUCCCGGUUCAAAUUACUAUGAUCCUUGGUUGAACCAUCUUUACCAACCUGUGCCUUGGGCUCCACUAUAUCAAGAUCCUGCAUAUGCUGCACCGUCAUCGAUUGCUUCUCAAAGUUUCUUUACCACUUAUCCAUCUGUUCCAUUUUCUCUUGGGCAGGGUAAUGGAGGGUUUGAUUUUGAAGCAUUGACUGAGAACUUCGAGCCGUACAAGCUAUGGGGUCCUGAAGAAGACAACAAGCAAGAAGAUCAAACUUCUUAUACUGUUGAUGGAUCUUCUUAUCAGAACGAGACAUGGAAUUAUCAAGGAAACAACAAGCAAGAAGAUCAAGGUGCUUAUAGUGAUGAUGGAUCUUCUUAUCUGAACGAGAUUUUGAAUUAUCUAGUAAACAACAAUCAAGAAGAUCAAACUGCUUAUACUAUUGAUGAAUCUUCUUACAUGAACUCGCGCAAGCCGUUUGAUCCUAUCGGGAUACCUUGGAAUCCGUUUGGCCCUAUCGAGCGAUCCUUCUCAUAUCUUCCCUCUAGUCAUGAACUGGCAGAUUUGGGAUUUGUGUAAAAUCUAAAUUUCAAAAAGGAGUGGGUGGCACAUAUCAUUGACAAGUUCAAGUUCAUGUGUGUUUCUUCUGUCUAACUAACUUGCCUUUUGUUACUUAUGAAUUUUCGAAUCUCACUUUUAUUGAAACAUGAAUUAAAAAAAACUCAUUUAAAAUUUAGUGUUAUUGAACUUAACAUUUUUUAAAGUAUUCUGUAAUCCACUGUUAUUGAAAAUAUUUUAAUUUGUGGAAUUUUAAAUUUUUCAAGUGAUUUUAGAGUGUUUGGAUAGAGUUUUUUAUUUAAAAAAAUUAAACUCAAAUCUCAUGGUUUUAGGUGAUAUUCAUGAAUGGUUUAACAAAAAUCAUUUUAUUCUCUGCAAUUCCUUAAAAUCAUCUAAAACCUAAUGAGAAAUCAAAUCACUUCAAAUUUUAGAUUGAAUACACCAUCUAAAAGUCCUUGAAGUUUUUCUACUUCUAUAUUUUGUUUUUAAUUCCCUUUUGGACUUUGACAUAAAUCUGACAAGGUCAACUAUGGUUGACUUAGAUAUUAGUGCAUGGUGAUGUAUGCAUCUUGAAGUUUUCUUUUCAUUAUCAAUGUUGUACAUUACCUUAGACUGGUCAGAGUUAUGUGGAGCAUUAAUAGUAGCUUGUAAGGUUAUGAUUGGUUAAAAUCUUCUUAAUUGCAUGUCAUAAAUUGAUUAGAUAAAGCAAAUAAAAUAUCAUAAUGUAAGACAAAAAUAGGAUAUAUGGCAAUUAUUUUACCAGGACAUAAUCAAAAGAACAGUGGGUAAAGUAGGGAUUAGUAAUCUUGUAACCAGGACAUAUUUUCUUUUGGUUACUGUCUUGUGGUUUUGGAACACACCUACGUUUCCACUGAUCUGAGCAAGAGAGAAGCGAAUAACAGCGGCUGUUCCGAGCACAAACGCAUGGCUUCCUAGUACAUAGCAGUUCCUUUAUGUGUCCCAUCGAAUAUCUUCUUUCUGGGCAGAAGGUUGUGCAAUGUGCAUAGUUUCAAUGAAUUCUGUGCCUUUGUUAGAUUCGGUUCCUUCUGAAUGGAAAAAAUCAAUCGGACGCAAGUACAUAUGUGUAUAAUUCUACAACACACAGUAAAGGUUCAAUCUUUUUGUCAACUAAAUAAGAGAAAAGCUUCGAACAAAAGAAACAAAAUAAGAGUGGGAAAAAGCCAUAAAGGAUAGUGUUCUUAACUUUUUGUUAUUUGAGGCAGCUUCUCAGAGAAAUUUUCUUUGUCAGCUAUAUAUUAAAUAUAUAUAUAUAUAUAUAUAUGAAAAACCUGGAGAAUAAAUUAUAAUAUAAAUGGAUAAUAUUUUUAAAGAUUCUAAGGAAACAGAUUUGAGUAAAAGGGAGGUCGGUGUAAAUUAUUUGGCCUUCAUAAACAGAACAAAAGCAAAGUAUUGAUUAACUUAAAACAUUUUGUAUUUUGUAUUUUUUUUUUUUUAAAAAAGGGAAGUUAAUUUUUUUUAAUCCAUCUAUCGUAUCUUUACUCUCUUACUAUUUAUUUUAUCAAAUAAAUUUUCUGAAAAAAAAAAUCUAACAUCUAUCUAUCUAUACUAUUAUUUACGAAGUAAAUUUUUGGAAUCGAGCUCUCAUAUUAAAAGUUAGAGUGGUUAAUAUCGUUUUUACCAUUAAUGAAUAAAUAAAA
Messenger RNA from Brassica rapa (field mustard), 2873 nucleotides. RefSeq lists its product as uncharacterized. Gene Ontology annotation, molecular function: mRNA binding. NCBI's taxonomy places the organism in Eukaryota, Viridiplantae, Streptophyta, Magnoliopsida, Brassicales, Brassicaceae. The record is from RefSeq and is a predicted model, not a curated record. Gene Ontology annotation, biological process: P-body assembly; cytoplasmic stress granule assembly. Gene Ontology annotation, cellular component: P-body.